Molecule: messenger RNA, 1378 nt
Organism: Marasmius oreades (fairy-ring Marasmius)
Lineage: Eukaryota; Fungi; Basidiomycota; Agaricomycetes; Agaricales; Marasmiaceae
Exons: 3
Coding region: 104-979 (291 amino acids)
Biological process (GO): regulation of cyclin-dependent protein serine/threonine kinase activity
Cellular component (GO): nucleus; cyclin-dependent protein kinase holoenzyme complex
Molecular function (GO): cyclin-dependent protein serine/threonine kinase regulator activity; protein kinase binding
Source: RefSeq, a predicted model, not a curated record
GGUUAUCUUGCCCCGUCCACGUAUAUAACCUUUCACUCUUUUCUGCUAUGCAUCUCCCCGACAGACCUCCUCCUCCUCCUUCAGACUGGACACACAAUCACCCAUGCACUGUAGCCAUCCCUCUACUUCCUCAUCAAUGCAUCCAGCCAGCUUAGUGGAUUCCUCUCUCCACUGCCCCGCUCUCCUCCAAGUCCUCGAAGCCAAGGUGACUCAACCAGUAAUCGAAUAUGUCGUCGACUGCGUAGCAGACACCGUAGAUUACGCCAUGGGUCGUCGUUCUCCACCUAGAUCACGCAGCAGGCGCCCAGAACUACACAAAUUCAACACAUUUGUGUCCAAUGUCCUCACAAGAGCAGAGGUUACCACACCAGUCGUCAUCUCAACGCUUGUCUACAUCGACAGGGCAAAGCCCCAUCUACAUAUUGCAUUGGAGGAGUGGGCAUUGGAAAGGGUUUUCCUCGGAGCAUUGAUUGUUGCUUCAAAGUACCUCAACGACUCUACACUAAAGAACAUCCACUGGGCAUUGUGCACCGGUGUCUUUGGCAAACGCGACGUAGGUCGCAUCGAACGAGAGUUCCUCGACGUUCUCGACUGGGAACUCCAGAUAACCGAAGAUGAUCUCAUGAGCCACCACGCGGGUCUCUCUGAGGUGGCACUUCCUCAUAUCUACCAAGCUACAGCGACAAGUGCAUCAUCCUCGUCCUUCGCAUCCCGCCCCCGCCAACAUCAUCGCUCUCGCCACUUGUCAGGUUCCGUACCAGAACUCGAACCCUGCUCUCCUCUCUCCUCUUCUUCGGACAGCAGUUCUUCGUCUCCACAAACACCUUCAUCUGCUUCAUCAUCUUUCGUGGAGAGCCCCAAACGCCCUCAUUCACAGUCAAAGAGCUCAUUCCACGAUCUUAUAAGAUCCUUCCCUGUGCCCAUUCCGCAUAGACAACAUCAGCACGUUGCGAAGAGUCAGUUUCCUAUAAAAGUUUAAAUCCUUCUCUUCGGAAUAAAAAACGACAUCCCAUCGAGUCUUGUGUAUAUUUUUUCUUUCAUUUUUCCCCCCUUCCAUUCGGGCUUUCUUGCAUGCAAUACCAUCCAUCCAUCCAUCCAUCCAUCACUCUCAUUUUCUAUUCUUUGCUUUCUUUCCGCUCUGCAAUUACAUCCAAUGAUCAGCGAUCUCUCUCCUCCUGCAAUUAUUCCAAUAUUUAUUAUACAUACAUAUGACCGUUUUAUGAAUAUGCCUCCAUGGUUCGUAGUCCUAAUUAGUGUACAAUUCUCCUAUCUACCAUACUUUUUUUAUUCCUCCCCUUUUUUUUUGUGCUGCCCAAUGUUGUACGCAGACUGAUAACUAUCGAUUAUCAAUAUCCAAACAUGAAAAAUGCAAAACAAA